Molecule: messenger RNA, 921 nt
Organism: Ustilaginoidea virens
Lineage: Eukaryota; Fungi; Ascomycota; Sordariomycetes; Hypocreales; Clavicipitaceae
Exons: 2
Coding region: 1-921 (306 amino acids)
Source: RefSeq, a predicted model, not a curated record
AUGCCAUCUCUCUCUGUCCUGGCUCUAGCCCUCGCCGGCGCCGCGGCUGCCCUGCCUAGUGCCCCCGCGAGCUCGAGCCAAGCCCCCGUCCCCAACUCCCUCUAUGUCAACGGCGUGCUCAAAGGCAGCUCGUCGCCGAAAUCAAGCUCGACCCCUUCGCUGGCUUGCAGCGCCGACGACGACGUGCUGCAAUGCGCCAACAGGGUCGCCAAGGAUAUCCAGGCCAGCACCAACGUGCAGCUCAACAACGGCUCCGCCCCGAACUUCCCGAUCCUCGUGCAGCGCCAGAUUCCGGACCACUACGAGGUUGACCUCGCCUGGAGCAGCAAGCUGUUCGACUGCUCCGUCAAGCCCCAGGUGGUGAGCCAGGGCGAGGGCUACUUUUGCAACUCUGACAAAUGCUCGCAGCAGUUCACGUUCAGGAGGUCCAAGACGGAUACCUAUAGCCGCGGCUACUCCAUCAGCGCCACGAUCAAUUCCGGCCUGCAGGUCAACGUCUUCUCGGCCUCUACCUCGAUCACGUCGACGUUCAACCAGGACUGGAGCAACUCUGUUACUACCGAGACAACGAUCCAGCGCACUAUCGAUAUGAAGGCCGGCCAGGUGUGCUUCCCCUCUACAGUGCAGCUGCGCAUGGAUUGCCAGCAGAUACUCACCUUGCGCCCGGGCGGCGGCAAGGCCGAGUAUAGCCUGGGCAAGAGGUUGCUGGCCAACGAGUUUAGAGAACUGGCCAGGGUCCCAGACAUCUGCAAGAUCUGGACGCCGACCCCUAACUUCCCCUUUGACAAGGCGCCCCCCAACUCCGUGAGCAGCGAGGCGUUGGGCAAGCUCUGCGACGCCUCCAAGCCAACAAACGUCACUCUCUACGUUACCGCUCCUGGCGGCGCCCCCUGGUCAAUGGAGGGAUGCAUGCGUUCCUAG